UAUACACACCUACAUUCGUAUCCACACCCACACACCCUUUCAGUAUAUACGCACACUCAAGUUCAACGAAGUGACGACCUCUUAAUAGUCCUCAGGGGUAUCGUUAGUUGCGUUUGUGCUUCAAUUCAGACUGCGGCAUCCUUUGUAUAAAACAGUUGGUUCUUAGCUCGAAGCUCUUACUAUUUAUAGCCUUCCUUAGCUGCACCAAAAGUGGAUAAGGCAAAUAUCGGAGGAAUGGCAGACUGGAAACUGCCAGUUAGUUACAACUACAACCCGUCCUAUCACGCAUACGCCUACGGGCUUAUGUAUCCACAGGGCCCCGAGCAAAAUCACCAGAAUUUAGGAUGGGCAGAGGCCGCCUACAACCAUCACGGAGUCAGCGGAGGUUACUACUCUACGCCGCCGCCGCCGCAGCAGCAACAACACCAAUCCCCACCGCGGAAUUUAGAGGACGGUCAUACAACAAGCGCACACUUUCCAGGUUCCGUUUUGUAUUUCGCCGAUUCCCACGCACAAACCGGUCGACUUUUCCUUUCCCAUAACCGACCGCUAAGUAGUCAACGACCGACGGAGAUCGAGCGGGCAAGCAGCGACACGCCAAGCGACUCGGAGGCUCACACACCAGAUUCAUGGAGUUCGGGAAGUAGCAGAGAAGUAGCCCCACAGGUCCCUACUUCCUCCUGGAGAGAAGGAGAGGAGGAAGAUGUGGAGAGUGGGAGUCCUGACAGCAGUGGACUUGUUUCCAGCACUCUGACAGUAAAGGAAGAGGAGGCUUUUCAUGGGGGCGCUGAACCGGAAGAGCAGCCUCCUGUGUCCAUGAUGACCCCCCAGAGCGUCUCAGCACAACCCCGCAAGGCCAAGGCACGCACAGCGUUCUCAGAGGACCAGAUGACGGCGCUAACGCACCGCUUCAGCGUCCAGCGCUACCUCACUCCAGUGGAGAUGAAGACGCUCGCAGGCCUAACCGGCCUCACUUACAAACAGGUGAAGACCUGGUUCCAGAACCGUAGGAUGAAGCUGAAGAGACACCAGAAGGACACCAGCUGGGUUUCGGAGAGGUACUCUGACUCUGGAUACCGCAACAUCGCCCCACACUCUCAGUUUCAGGUGGACACUUCUGCACUGACCCAGGAGCAUUACUCCAACGUGCAAUUCAGGGAGACCGCUUUCAAGAAGAGCCCUACUCAAACCCCGACGUACUAUCAGAACUACCCACGACCGCAGUCGCCUCACCAGCCCCCAACACGAGCGCAUGGUGGUUGGAACCUGCCUCCUCCCACCCACUUCGAGUUUAACCCCAAUAAUUACAACAAUGGGAACAGCAGCAUCAAUAGUGAUGAUGGAACUCCAGUGGAUGCAGUUGAAAGUCCAACACGUAUGGGAAUGGGGCAGAGUGUCACCCAGUGGUCAACGUAGGUAAUGGCAGGGGUACGAAACCCAGGAUGAAUCUCCACUGAAAUAUCAGUAUUUCAUGUUGUUCAUUGCAUUUAGAACAACUGGUAUUUAAUAACAAAAUUCCCUCAGGGUGUCAUUCAUCAGUAGAAAUGAAUUAGACCAACGCCAAUCCACAAGUAACUGGCAGAGCAGAUGAAGAUGAGCCAUCCAAGUUCCAUUUUAGUGUUGCGUGAUAUUUUUGUGGAGUUCUCCUAAAUGGUGUAUAUGGCUUCAUUGACUGAAAUGUAGUAUUAUAACUGACUGGCAUGCAUUAAUUUUCAUACUGAUUGACUGCCAUACUUCAUCCACAUUAAGUGUUAAAUGAAAUGAUUCACUUAAAUUGCAGACACUGACUGACUAAAUGACAUUAUUUUUUUAUUUGUAAGUUGCAUUUUGUUUUUGGGGUGUUUUUUCGUUUUUACAAAAACUUGUUUCUAUGCAAUGUGCUUUGUUUUUAAAUAGAAUGAUAUAUUUUAUACAAUUUACAUAGUUCAGUGUGUUUUUGUGACUUAUCUGUAC
This is a messenger RNA of Anguilla anguilla (European eel), 1953 nucleotides long. RefSeq names its product nanog homeobox (gene nanog). Lineage: Eukaryota; Metazoa; Chordata; Actinopteri; Anguilliformes; Anguillidae. The record is from RefSeq and is a predicted model, not a curated record. Gene Ontology annotation, molecular function: RNA polymerase II cis-regulatory region sequence-specific DNA binding; DNA-binding transcription factor activity, RNA polymerase II-specific. Gene Ontology annotation, biological process: regulation of transcription by RNA polymerase II. The transcript has 4 exons. The coding region runs from base 235 to 1416 and encodes 393 amino acids.